This is a messenger RNA of Varanus komodoensis (Komodo dragon), 3649 nucleotides long. RefSeq names its product neuroligin 4 X-linked (gene NLGN4X). NCBI's taxonomy places the organism in Eukaryota, Metazoa, Chordata, Lepidosauria, Squamata, Varanidae. Gene Ontology annotation, cellular component: synapse; cell surface; postsynaptic specialization membrane. Gene Ontology annotation, molecular function: signaling receptor activity; neurexin family protein binding. Bases 594 to 3038 code for a protein of 814 amino acids. Gene Ontology annotation, biological process: chemical synaptic transmission; neuron cell-cell adhesion; modulation of chemical synaptic transmission. The transcript is spliced from 6 exons. The record is from RefSeq and is a predicted model, not a curated record.
GCUUUUUUCAUAGACGACAUCCUCUGGCGAAACUGUGCACUCCUCCUUCUUUCCAAAGGGCGAAUUCCCUCAGCCUCUGCCUCUUGCUCCUGCGUAACCCCAGGGACUGUCCCAGAAGGACCUGGCUGCUCUUCCAAACGAACGCGGUCAUCCACAACCUCUAGCUUUCCUCAUCUGAGGAAUUCUUGUCCAGGUUUAUCCAUCAUGCUGGAGUUAACUGGAAGGAGUCACUGUGCCAAUGUAGCAGAGUAAAUGUUGGGCAUCCUGCCAUCUCUACUUGGAUAGUGACGUCAGCUUUAAAAGAGAAGUGGAGCCAAGGGAUGGGCUUUGGGCACAAGAACUCACUCACUUUUUGCAUCACUGGGAUCUGUCUAUGGUCAGGCUGCUGAGGCACAAACCAUACUAAUCUGGGGACUUUUUUCCCUGCCUGAGCAAAGUUAUCUUUUGCCCCUUCUUCCAUUUUCCUUGGUAACUUGCUCCUUCCCCCUUUCCCAUCCCAUAGCUUUUCUUUUCCCAUUUUUUAUUUGUUCCUCACAAAUUUGAUUUCCUGCUGGGGGUGGAAGACUAGAGGCUUGCUAAUGUUGAUGUAAAUCAUGUCAAGGCCAAUGGGACUCUUAUGGCUGCCUUUGAUCUUUACUCCUGUUUGUGUCAUGCUGAAUUCUAAUUUCCUCCUCUGGAUAACAGCCCUAGCAAUCCGGUUUACACUUAUUGAUGGGCAAGCACAAUACCCAGUUGUAACCACGAAUUAUGGCAAAAUCCGUGGCGUAAGAACACCUUUGCCCAAUGAAAUCCUUGGCCCUGUGGAGCAAUAUUUGGGAGUCCCUUAUGCUUCUCCUCCGACCGGGGAGAGACGCUUCCAGCCUCCAGAGCCCCCUUCCUCCUGGACCGGCGUACGCAAUGCCACACAAUUUGCUGCUGUUUGCCCUCAGUAUCUGGAUGAGAGAUCACUGCUCAACGAUAUGCUCCCCGUUUGGUUUACUGCCAACUUGGAUACUGUGAUGACGUAUGUGCAAGACCAAAAUGAAGACUGCCUCUAUUUGAAUAUCUAUGUGCCGACUGAAGAUGACAUCCAUGAUCAGAACAACAAGAAGCCAGUGAUGGUCUAUAUCCAUGGUGGAUCGUACAUGGAAGGUACAGGGAAUAUAGUUGAUGGCAGCAUACUGGCAAGCUACGGAAAUGUCAUUGUUGUGACCAUCAACUACAGACUAGGUGUCCUAGGUUUUCUGAGCACUGGAGAUCAAGCUGCAAAAGGCAAUUAUGGGUUGCUUGACCAAAUCCAAGCUUUAAGAUGGAUUGAAGAAAAUAUUGGAUCAUUUGGAGGAGACCCAAAAAGAGUUACAAUUUUUGGAUCAGGGGCAGGAGCAUCUUGUGUUAGUCUAUUGACACUGUCACACUAUUCAGAAGGUCUGUUCCAAAAGGCAAUCAUACAAAGUGGAACAGCCCUGUCCAGCUGGGCAGUGAACUACCAGCCUGCCAAGUACACUGCGAUUUUGGCAGAAAAAGUGGGCUGCAACACGUUGGACACUACAGACUUAGUUGAAUGCUUUCGGAAUAAAAACUACAAAGAACUCAUUCAGCAAACCAUCACGCCAGCUACGUACCACAUUGCCUUUGGGCCAGUGAUUGAUGGGGAUGUAAUUCCAGAUGAUCCUCAGAUUCUGAUGGAACAGGGAGAAUUUCUCAACUAUGACAUAAUGCUAGGUGUAAACCAAGGGGAAGGCUUAAAAUUUGUAGAUGGCAUUGUGGAUAAUGAAGAGGGUGUCUCUCCAAAUGAUUUUGAUUUCUCUGUUUCCAAUUUUGUGGACAAUCUGUAUGGUUACCCAGAAGGGAAAGAUACACUGCGAGAGACCAUCAAGUUCAUGUACACAGACUGGGCAGACAAGGAGAAUCCUGAAACACGAAGAAAGACUCUGGUCGCACUCUUUACUGAUCACCAGUGGGUUGCACCAGCUGUUGCCACAGCUGACCUGCAUGCCCAGUAUGGCUCUCCAACGUACUUCUAUGCAUUUUAUCACCACUGCCAGAGUGAAAUGAAGCCCAGCUGGGCUGACUCAGCCCAUGGUGAUGAAGUUCCUUAUGUGUUUGGCAUUCCCAUGAUUGGCCCAACUGAAUUGUUCAACUGCAACUUCUCCAAGAAUGAUGUCAUGCUCAGCGCAGUUGUUAUGACAUAUUGGACAAACUUUGCCAAAACUGGGGAUCCAAACCAGCCUGUUCCCCAGGAUACAAAGUUUAUCCAUACAAAACCCAAUCGUUUUGAAGAAGUGGCCUGGUCUAAAUAUAAUCCAAAGGACCAACUUUAUUUACACAUUGGCUUGAAACCCAGAGUCCGGGAUCACUACCGAGCAACAAAAGUUGCUUUCUGGCUAGAACUGGUGCCACAUUUGCACAACCUGAAUGAAAUAUUUCAGUAUGUUUCCACAACAACCAAGGUGCCACCUCCUGACAUGACAUCAUUCCCUUAUGUCACCCGGCGUUCUCCUGGAAAGUUUACCACCAAACGUCCAUUAAUGACACCAAGCAACAAUCCAAAGCAUUCAAAGGAUACCCAGAAGACAUCUCCCGAGGAUACAAGCGUUCUAAUAGAAAACAAGAGAGAUUAUUCCACAGAGCUCAGUGUUACCAUUGCUGUUGGUGCAUCAUUAUUAUUCCUCAACAUUUUAGCAUUUGCAGCUCUGUAUUAUAAGAAAGACAAGAGGCGUCAUGAGACACACAGGCGCCCCAGUCCUCAACGGAACACAACCAAUGACAUCGCCCAUAUACAGAACGAAGAGAUUAUGUCACUGCAAAUGAAACAGCUGGAGCAUGAUCAUGAGUGCGAGUCACUACAGGCGCACGAUACCCUGAGACUCACCUGCCCACCUGAUUACACCCUCACUCUUAGAAGAUCUCCGGAUGACAUUCCACUUAUGACCCCCAACACUAUAACCAUGAUUCCAAACACAUUAACAGGAAUGCAGCCUUUGCAUACUUUCAACACUUUCAGCGGAGGACAAAACAGUACUAAUUUGCCCCAUGGACAUUCCACCACUAGGGUAUAGCUCUUUCAUUUGCCCCACCUUGUGCCACCUGGAAGAAUAAAAAUAAGAAAAAGAAAAGAGAAAAAAUAAUCCACAUUCUCCAUCAAGCAACUUGUCAAAAUUUAAAAAAAGGUGAAAGAGAAAGGCAGACAUAAUUUUCUUACAGAUCCUUUCCAUGGGAACUUUGAUGUUCUAAAAAAGAUCACCUUCUCAAACCCUGUGAAAUGUGAAAUGUGUACAUUGCUAUUAGGAUACUGCUUUAAUAUCUCAACCACUUUGAAUGAAAGUUAAGAGUUGAGGCCUGAAGAAAGUCAGUUAUAAAAAGAUAUGUAUUGAGUGUAACAAACAGAAGCAGAAACUUCUGGAACACAGAGCCAGUGACUGUACAGGUUUUUUUUUUUAAAUAAAUAAAAUUUUAAAAAUAUGUUCUAUAUGUGCCAUACCGUGAAUGGCCCUUGUUAUACUAAAAGACAUCAUCAUGGGCUUUUACCCAUCAUAAGAAGCUGUAAUCCAGAAUGGGGAAAUAAGAUUUUAUUAUAUAUAUAAAAUAGGACUGACUAUGCAGUAAAUACGUAUAGUUCUGUGCAAAGAGAUGACUUGCCAGCCUGAACUAUAUUUAAGAAACUUUGUAA